Messenger RNA from Cydia fagiglandana, 740 nucleotides. It is a transcript of the gene irp2, whose product is annotated as putative defense protein Hdd11. The record is from RefSeq and is a predicted model, not a curated record. NCBI's taxonomy places the organism in Eukaryota, Metazoa, Arthropoda, Insecta, Lepidoptera, Tortricidae. Gene Ontology annotation, cellular component: membrane. Bases 145 to 645 code for a protein of 166 amino acids. The transcript has 5 exons.
UUUGCGUGUGUCAUCUGUGGCCUUUAGCCCUCCCAGCCGAAGAGCCGAUAUAUACCGCCGAGGCGGCGAGGUCGCCACACUCGCUCCACACCAUCAGCCUCAGUGCGGCCGCUCUACUACGCUAACUACUCGAGGAUAUCAAAGAUGUGGUUCUCUUACGUGCUGGUGGCUGUCUCCGUGGCGGCGUACGCGGAGGCGUACUCCAGCGGCGCCCCCGAAGGCGCCUGCAAGGACAUGAUCCCGCGGCACCCAGUCUCACCGCAGAAGUCCCCGGCUCCGUACACCAUCACCACCAGCACUAAGGUGGUGAAAGCCGGCACCCCCAUGGAGGUGGUGAUCACGGGCAAGGGCCCCAGCAACACCAUGCGCGGGCUGCUGCUGCAGGCGCGCAAGGGGGACGAGAUCGUGGGCAAGUUCACCCUCAAGCCCAACGACCCCUUCGCGCAGCUCAUGAACUGCGGCCAGCCAGGGAACGCCGUGAGCCAUAAGAAACACGACGAGAAGGAUGACCAGCACACCGUCACCUAUACCUGGACUCCACCGGCCGGCUUCAAUGACGAGAUCAAAUUCAGAGCGACUAUCGCAUUCAACGGAGCCGUGUUCUGGGUGGGAGUCGAAUCGGCCCCCGUCAAAGUUACUGCUUAAGUUAUAGUACUAUUAGUACCUAUGUUUUAAGUACAAGUAUUAUACUUUUAAUCUCGCUAAACCAAUUUAAAAUUAAUAAAAAAAUUAUGUUUGAA